AUGAUCUCCUUUGUACUAUUUUCACUUGUUUCCAGUACAUUUAGGCCAGAUCAUGAAGUUGUAAUGAGCACGGUAGCACCAUGGGAUGAAAGUCCUUUGUUUGACCACGUGUUAUUUUUCAUGACCGAUUUUUCAAAGGAAUUUGCGACAUCAUUUUUGAAAGAAAUCAUUCUAAACCAUGACCAAAUCAAUAACGAAACAUAUAUUUGGAAUACUGCGUAUAAAAUCUUACCAUCGUAUCAUCAUGCUUAUUUGAAGUCACAAAUUGAGCUUGGCUUUUAUACACUACGCGGAGAAAUGUAUCGCGAAAUGGCACGUACAAAAGGCGGCUCAAAUUUCCCAGAUUUAAUAGUAAUUGGUAAAAAACUCGAUACAAAAGAAAUAUCAUGCCAUUAUUUACCAUCUGAUGAGAUUGAUGUACAGCCUUUCGAACUUCAAUACGGUGUACCUCAGUCAAUUGUCUAUGCAAACAUUCUAAACAAAGAAGUUGCAAAUUUUGUUCUUAACCUGAUCGAAACAAAUAUUCCAUUUUCACUUCGUCCAACAUCAAAGACAGGCAAAUUUGGAGUUCACCUUCGCGGUUUCGGAGUUGAAAUGCGUCCAUUUAAAUAUUCUAUGGAAUAUGGUGUCAAAGAUUCAAUUAUUCUCGAAUCAAAGAAUGAAGUUCAUCUUCAUAAAGACGAAACUACAGAAAACAUCAGCGGAAUUCCAGAAUCUUUCUACGAUAUUCAAAACGAACAAUAUUUUAGCGAAAAAUUUACAUCAUGGGUCGAAAAACAUAACGACACAGAUUUAGUAAGACUCAUGCGUGACUUUUCAAACAAUUACCCUCUUUACAUUAAUGAAAUUCUCAAAACAAACGUAACAAAUACUUCAAUUAAAGAUUUGGAUAGACUUUACAGCCUUAGAUACAACGGAAGGAUGGUUUCUUCUAUUAAUGGCCGCGUUGUCGAACCAAAUAAUUUGGAUAUAUUUUCACUUAUCGAUAUCAUCAAUAAAGAACGUACAUCACGUCAAAUACUUAGAGAUGAGUUCAAAUUAAACAAAACUCAGCUCAACAAAGUCUUCAAAUCCCGAAAGAUCGACAUUUCGGUUGUUUUCUUUGAUACAAGGUCAAAAUACGUACAAUGGUAUGACAAUGUUACUGAAGAUCCAAGAUUCGAAAAUUACAAUGACGAUUUUGAGAUUUUCUACGGUCCAUUAUAUCAAAUGCCAAGAGUUCGUCGUGCUCUUGCUCAGUAUGUUUCCUUUGUUGAUCCAACAACAUUUGGCGGGUUCUACCAGCUCUAUUGGGGCUCAAAUCUCGUUGAAGACGGAUUUCCAGUUAAUUUCGGAAUUGUUCCUUCAUUUAACCUCGGAAACAAGGUCUCCAGACGCGUUGCAUUCGCCUUCUACCACCUUGCAAGGAAUGUCAACAGUUCUGAGGCAAUUCAGUUCCUUAUUGACUCUUUCCUCAUUGCCGGCAUCGAUAAAAAGACUAAUUAUGCCAACAUGGCAACACUAGCAACAUACAGUGCUGCAUACAAGCUCCAUUGCAACUCAAAAUGUCUGAAAUGGUCCAAAUUGCAUAAAUUGUAUGCAGGAUCACCAGAAUUAGACAUGAUUUUAGAGACAAACAAGUACAUUUCUGAUACACAAGUCCAGAUUCCAUCGAAUUUCAUGAAUGGAAAGGAUAUUGAAACAAAAUCAGGCAUGCAAUCGAUCCAUUACCAUGCUCAGAUGCAAAUUACGGAGAUUGGACGCAUGAUUGCACAGUUUGGAAUCAAAGAAACUGAUCCUUUCGAUUCAUUAGAUUUAAUUUCGAGGAAUUUCUUCUUAGCGAAGACUUUAGACAACAAAGUCUUGAACUACAACCCAGUAUCCCUCAAGAUAUCCUCAUUAACAUAUGAUAGACAACUUGAAUUCCUCAAAUUCAUUUCAAACACGAAAUGGGAUCAUAUUGAUGAAGGCAAGAUCAACAACUACUACUUCCUGUUCUGUAACGAAUCUGUUAAUACCUCCACUUUCUUUUCAUUUGCCAAAAAGAACAGAUUCAACAAAUCCAAGUUCAAAGUCAAUCCAGAAAUUCCACAUUCCCUUCAAUCCAUAUUCCCACAAGACAGAACAACAUGUACAUUAGUUGUUAACGGCCGUAUCUACAGCGAUAUCGAUCCAAACAACGAAGAAUUCCUUCAGUUAGUUGAUGAUUGGAACACUUAUUUUGUUAUGGACCAAAUUUAUCCACUUAGUUCAAACAUCAGUUGUAAUUUCAGCGAAUUCAACUGUUAUUUAUCAUCAUUGUAUAUUGAUUGGAUGUCUGAUGACAUUGUUCGUCGUUUCCAAUCCGACGACAUGUUCAAUAUCAACAACAGUUUGAUAUACAAGACAAAAGAAUCAUCAACUGACAUUGUUUGGGAAUUAUUAAUUGAUCCAACAAAAAGAAGUUUCCAACGAAUUUCUUCUAUAAUUAAUUACGUUGAGAAACAUGAUCUCGCACGUAUCCAUCUAUGUAUUCUUCCUCCUUUGGAACUCAAUGAAUCAUUCACGACAUUGACAACAUAUUACAGGAAUACAUUGGAUUGUGAUUACGCUGUAUUCAGUUUUCUCAAUGAUACAACGACAUAUUCAGCAAUGCCUGAUAUGCCGAUGUCAUGGGUAUAUGAAUCAAUGCGUGCUUCUACUGAUUUAGAUAAUAUUUUAUUAUCUGAAUUAACUACACAUUCACAAGAAGGUGUUUAUGUUGUAACAAAUCUUCUUGUUGAAGGAAUGUGUCUAACAACACAACAAGACACAGCUAGUGGUACAGAACUGCAACUAACAAAUGAAAUGAAUGAAAGAGAAAGCGAUACAAUUGUUAUGCAGAAUGGUUAUUACCAAUUACAAGGAAAACCAGGUAUAUGGAAUAUAGAACUUGGUGGUUCUAGAUCUGCAUCAAUUUUCGAACUUUCUAAAUCACAAGUUGUCAUUGAUUCAUUUGUAAGUCCAAUGAAAAUAAUUAAAGUUAAGUAUUUGCCAGGAAAAGAAGGAAUGGAAGUGAAUAACGUAAGUAGCAGUGAUAACUAUAAAACAACAGAUCGUGUGGAUGUUUUCAGUGUUGCUAGUGGUCAUUUGUACGAAAGACUUCUUAAGAUCAUGAUGCUUUCUGUAAGAAAACAAUCAACACAUAAUGUCAAAUUCUGGAUUGUUAAGAAUUUCCUUUCUCCAACAUUCAAAGCGACAUUGCCAAUUAUGUCUUCUAAAUAUAAUUUCUCGUAUCAGUUGGUUUCAUAUAAAUGGCCAACGUGGUUACGUCCACAAUACGAGAAACAAAGAAUCAUUUGGGGUAAUAAGAUUUUGUUCUUAGAUACAAUUUUCCCGCUUGAUUUAGAACGUGUUAUUUAUAUUGAUUCGGAUCAAAUUGUUAGAACUGAUUUGAAUGAAUUAAUGAGAAUGGACUUCCACGGUGCUCCUUACGCGUUCACGCCAAUGUGUAACUCAAGAAAUGAAACAGAACCAUUCAGAUUCUGGAAACAAGGAUAUUGGCUUGAAUAUCUUCAAGGAAAACCUUAUCAUAUUUCUGCUUUGUUUGCUGUUGAUCUUGUUAGAUAUCGCGAUCUUUCUGCUGGUGAUCAACUUAGAUUCCAUUAUCAACAGCUUUCUGCUGAUCAUGGAUCUCUUUCUAACCUCGAUCAGGAUCUUCCGAACUACGCACAACAUACAAUACCUAUUUUCUCUCUCCCACAAGAGUGGCUGUGGUGCGAAACAUGGUGUUCUGAUGAAACAAUGUCAACUGCAAAGACAAUUGAUUUGUGCAACAACCCACUCACACACGCACCUAAGUUACGCAUUGCUCAGACACGAAUUGAAGAGUGGCCUGGCUUUGAUUCUUUAGCACGUAACAUCAGUGCAAGCCCAGAUGACUAUCAAUAUCAAUUCUUUAAGAAUGGAAUAUAA
This is a messenger RNA of Trichomonas vaginalis G3, 3912 nucleotides long. RefSeq names its product UDP-glucose:glycoprotein glucosyltransferase family. Lineage: Eukaryota; Parabasalia; Trichomonadida; Trichomonadidae. The transcript has a single exon. Gene Ontology annotation, molecular function: UDP-glucose:glycoprotein glucosyltransferase activity. The record is from RefSeq and is a predicted model, not a curated record. Gene Ontology annotation, cellular component: endoplasmic reticulum. The coding region runs from base 1 to 3912 and encodes 1303 amino acids.